AUCCAGCAGCCAGCGCUCCGCAGCCGCGGCUUCCUGGAAAGGGAGCGCGGCGGGGCGGCAGGCGGCGGCGAUAAGGGGCGGCUAUCGGGGCCCCGGCGGGCCCGGCCCCCCGCGCCGCCCCGGCCCCCCGCGCCGCCCCGGCCCCCCGCCCGCCCAGCCCCGCGGAGCCGCCGCGGCCGCAGGGGGCGCGGUUUUGUGAAGAGACUCGAUCCUAUUCUGCAAGAGUGGUCUCAAUUAUAAUUGGCUCAUAGAAGCCUUCAAAGAAGUGAUUUAGAGUCCUUUCACACCUGCUAAAUGCAAAGGAGACACGGAGCCAAAUCCUCAACUUCUGUAAAUAGAUUGAUUUGAAUAGAAUUACAGCAGUUGAUAUGAACUGAGGAUCUGGCCUGCUCUCUGUGGAUACUUGUAAGCCGAUAGACUUACUGACUGGCAACCAUGUCGGUCAAACUCACGUUUGUCUCUCCUGGAGAUGGGGGUGGUAUCAGCAGGAGUUGUUCCUUUACUGGAUUCAGCACUGUGCAAAGCAGAAAACUAGCAAAGUGUCUCAGCAGAAGUUCAGUGAGAUCAAGAAUGUCACUGAAAUCCCCCAAGGCUUAUAAUUCCCUGCAGAAGGGGGCAGUCGUCUGGGAUCCAAAGCCACUGCAGGUGAAGAAAAUUUUUGAAGUUUUGAAGAAAGGACUUAAUGAAUACUUGGAAGCCCAUCAGGCUGAGUUGGAUUAUCUCUCUGGUCGACACAAAGAUACAAAAAGGAACUCCAGAUUGGCUUUCUACUAUGACCUGGAUAAGCAAAUCCGCUCUGUGGAGAGAUACAUCAGAAAACUGGAGUUUCACAUAAGCAAGGUAGAAGAACUUUAUGAAGCUUACUGCAUCCAGUGCAGACUACGAGAUGGGGCCACUAAUAUGAAACAUGCCUUUUCCUUGUCCCCUUCCACCAAAGCCUCCAGAGAGAGCCUAGUGGAGCUUUGCAAGAACUUCCAAGAGUGCACAGAGGUAGACAUGUGCUUUAUAGAAGGGGCGUUGGAGGUCCAUUUGGGAGAGUUUCACUUGAAGAUGAAAGGCUUGGUGGGCUUUGCACGUCUCUGCCCGGGGGACCAGUAUGAGGUGUUUGUGAGACUGGGGCGCCAAAAAUGGAGGUUGAAAGGCAAGAUUGAGACCGAUGACAGCCAAACGUGGGAUGAGGAAGAAAAGAUUUUUAUACCCAAUCUCCAUGAGAAGUUUGAAAUCAAGGUGACAGAGCUGCGAGGACUGGCCACUAUUCUAGUUGGUGUUGUGACAUGCGACAGCAUAAACUUCUUUACAACCAAGCCUCAGGCAAUCAUUGUGGAUAUAACUGAACUGGGCACCAUCAAGCUACAGCUGGAGGUCCUCUGGAACCCCUUUGACACAGGGAACCUGUUUUUGUCACCUGGAACGACUGCCAAGUUUUCUGUGGGUAGCAGGAAGAGCUCGUUAUACAGCUGGACCCCACCAAAUACUCCCAGCUUCAGAGAGAAGUACUACCUGUCUGUUUUGCAACAAAGGCAGAACCAAGGGGAUGUAAGUGAUGAAGCUCAGCCUCCCAGCAUAUUGAGCUACUUGGCUGCCUGUGACUUUGAUGUACAUGGGAGGAACAAGCCUCACAAUCCUGCAGAGACAAGUGAGGCAGACUCGUUCAGCUCUGAGGACCAGAAAGGGACAGAAUCCAGAAAUACAACUCCAGCUCUAGACCAUAGGAUGUUGCCAUUGGUGAUUAUUCAAGACACUUGUGCAGAAGAGCAACAGCAUCCUCUUCCAAAUCACACAACUCUAGAUAUCCUGAAGAAGACUCCGUGUGUGGAUGAAUUUCCAAGUAACCCAUCCAGUGUUCUGAGUAGUCACCAAGGUAGAGAUCCUUUCAACCAGACCAGAAAUCGCCGUCUGGCAGAGCAAGAAGACAUUAGCCAGAAAAGCUUGAAUGCUGCAAAUGACCUAAAACUAGAUGGACGUACAAAGUCAAUUGAUAAGACUCUCCAAGAAGUGUUAAAUUUGCUGAAAUCACGUGAUGUGAGGCAAGCCCGACUGGAGAAACUGGAAUAUCAGGUUUCAUCUCUGAGGGAUAAAUUAAAGCUGAAGACACUUCAUCGCAGACAUUCAUCUAUGGAAAGUUUAAUGGUAGAGACAGUACUGGAAAGUUUUGACUUUUUAAAUGCUGACUGUAGUGCUGAUGAGCUUUCGUUAUUUGGAAGCGUAAGAACCACCAGUACCAGCACGUACAAUGACAACACGCUUCAGUCCCUCAGCUGUGACACGAGAACAGAAACAAGAGAUGUAACUACUGGUGAUGACAGCUUAGACACACUUUUGAUAACUCAUCUGAAACUGUGCAAAGGUCUUUUGCAGAAACUGAGGUCACCAAAUGUAGCCCAGGUCGUCCAGAAGAGCAUUUUGGAAGAAGUAUCAGAGCAGACGCGAGUCCUGGGGGAUGUCUUGAAUAUGUCUGCUGAAGAAAUUAUUCAGAAGGCUAAAAAGAAGAAGCACUAUCUGAAAAUCUGGAGUGAUCUUGCAGAGCCUGGCAGCAUCUUGUUUGCUUCAGCAGAAAGAUUCCGUCGUGCAAUAAAAUACACACUGACGCUCAAAGUGAAGGAAAAAUACCCCGGUCAGUUAGAAGCAGUAUUGCAGAGGUUGCUAGAGCAGAUCAUCACCUGUGACGGGUUGCUCCCCUCUCUGUACCCCCAAACGGAACCGAUUACUUUAUUCCAAUUUUAUAGCUACCUGGAGAAACACCCCAUGGCCAGCCUCGAGAAACACGCCGGGAAACUCGCUAAAGAAGUAAUGCUAAUUGAGGAGCUACAAUGCCCCGGACGGCUGAAGACUCUUAAAAAGCUGAGAGGAAAGCGACUGAACAAACUCCAGCCUCUGCCACAGACUUUACGGCUCCUUGGGGUUUUACAGCUAGACGACAACCACCGUGUCAGCAAAGCAGCCACAUCCUGCCUCUCUCGGGCAGCAGCAAACAAGAGCUUUAGGGAAAAGGCUCUCCUUUUUUACACCGACGUUUUAGCUGACUGUGAUGCAACGCUUCAGCAGGCUGCGUGUUUGGCUCUUAAGAACCUCAGGGGUGUUGAGAGCAUCGAGCAGGUUGCCCACCUGUGCCAGUCUGAAAGAGAGGAAGUCAGGAAUGCAGCCAGGGAGACAACGCUAUCCUUCGGUGAAAAGGGGCGGCAAGCCUUUGAGAAAAUGGACAGGAUUUGCUGUGAAUUAAGAGAAACUGUACAACAAGAGGCUGAAAUUGAAAUCACAGUGUUUUAGUAGUGGCAUACGAGCAGCUGAAUCGCAUCGUCCUCGCAGCCGUGUGUGGGUCCCUGAGGAUGUUUUGCUGUAGACGCGCUGCGCGCUGACGGAGGGCAGGCUGGUUUCCGACGGGGGGUGCAGUCCGCGCUGCUCAGGCUGGAGCACAGUGUCUGUCUCUCAGCACAUGAUGAAAUAUCUCUUAGAAUGUGGAACCAGGUUGUCACUGGAGUUAAUCCCCAUCUCACUGGAAUCACCUGCCCCUGCUCAAACUGUAAUUCAAAUAUGAUUGGUUUGCCCAUAAAGUAUUUUAUUAAUUUGGUAUUUCUUGGAGAGAAAUGACGUCUCCAGCAGUCCGGCUAGAAACUAGCAGCCAACAGACCAUUUACAUCAAACACCACACACACACAUCAGCAAGAACCGCGCAGCGUUGCUUGGUUUCCUUUUCUUGUACAGUUUAGGUGCGGAAGGAAAGCUUGUUACUGCAAAAGCCCAUUUCUUCAUAAUCACUGCAACUUAGGACAGGUUCAAGCAGGGCCUGACAAGGCUCAGUACAGGGUGUAUCUCCUCAGCAGUUUACAACAGGAAGGUACGUAGCGCAUUUGCCAGGCGCAGGUCUGACUGACAUAGGGCCAGCUCUGAGCAAGGCGUGUUUUGUUUUGUUUGGUGUUUUUUUUUUUUAAAAUUUAUUCAUUUAGUCAUAGAUCAAGACUUGGCCUAAUCAUACAGCCAGUGGCAGGCUCCCUGCUCACUUAAUAGCUGCUCAGUGGAGGGGCGCUGUGCCGAGAAGCCUGGCUUCAGGUAAAAUACUUGAAAGGGUUGGGCUUGUGUGUGUAUAUGUGUAUAGGGUUUUUUUAUAUUACUUUUCUAUGCCAUAUUUAUUUGUUGGAUUUCAUACUGUUUUCUAAAAUUUUAAUAAAACAUUUGAGACACGUU
Messenger RNA from Phalacrocorax carbo (great cormorant), 4182 nucleotides. Lineage: Eukaryota; Metazoa; Chordata; Aves; Suliformes; Phalacrocoracidae. The record is from RefSeq and is a predicted model, not a curated record.